AUGAAACUCACUGCCCUGGUCGCCGUGGAGCUCCCGAGCGCCGAGACGACAUGGUUAAUAGCGCGUGUCAUCGUCAGUAAUUCCACGGAGGGCGAACUGAGCCUCCGCCUGAGCAAACCACGUUGCGGCGGACGUCUCCCAAAACUCAGGCAGCUUGAGAGCGGCGGACUGCGCCAUACUGCUUUGCUCUGUAUCUUGAUCAGUCCCAGAAACUUCUGCGGGACUGACGUCGGGGUCACCAAUGUGGCGUAUGAGCGCUCUGAAAGUGAGGAGGUCCCGGUCAUCAUCCAACUAGUCAGAAAGAUCCUUAUCAUCAUCUCCAGACCUGCUCGUCUGCUCGAGUGUCUAAAAACCACUCUCCUCAAAGCACAUCUCCGUGCUCUAGUUCUCCAAGUUCUCCAGUGA
This is a messenger RNA of Knipowitschia caucasica, 405 nucleotides long. Lineage: Eukaryota; Metazoa; Chordata; Actinopteri; Gobiiformes; Gobiidae. The record is from the annotation of a GenBank genome assembly.